AUGGCAGCCACCAACAUCAACGGCACCCAGAUUGCCAAGAACAUCCGGGCAGGGUUGAAGGAAGAGAUCCAGAAGAUCCAGGAAUCGAAUCCCCGCUUCAAGCCUAGUUUGGUGAUCUACCAGGUGGGAAGCAGAUCGGACUCGAGCACCUAUGUGCGUAUGAAAUUGAAGGCCGCAGAGGAGGCCGGUAUCAUCUGCAAGAUUAUCAACUUCCCCGAGGACGUCACACAGGCCGAGGUCCUCCAGGAGAUCACCAAGUCCAACAAUGACACCUCGAUCCAUGGCAUUCUCGUCCAGCUGCCUCUCCCCCAACACUUGUCCGAACAUACCAUCACCUCUGCUGUCGCCGAUGAGAAGGAUGUCGAUGGAUUCGGUGCGAUCAACAUCGGUGAGCUGGCUAAGAGGGGCGGUCGCCCUCUCUUUGUCCCCUGCACUCCGAAAGCUGUGAUGAAGCUUCUGGCGGAGAGCGGCGUCGACCCCUCCGGAAAGCAAGCUGUGGUUCUUGGCCGCAGUGACAUUGUCGGAAGCCCGGUCAGCUAUCUGUUGAAGAAUGCUCAUGCCACCGUGACUCUAUGCCACUCGAAGACCCCCGAUAUUGCACGGAUCGUCAAAACCGCCGAUAUCGUCGUUGCAGCCAUUGGACAGACCGAAUUUGUCAAGGGUGAUUGGCUGAAGCCUGGCGCCGUCGUUAUCGAUGUUGGUAUCAACUAUAAGCCUGAUGCCACCAAGAAGUCUGGUUCCCGACUUGUUGGUGAUGUCGAAUUUGAGUCUGCCGCUCAGGUCGCUUCCCAGAUCACUCCGGUUCCUGGUGGUGUUGGUCCCAUGACCGUGGCUAUGUUGAUGGAGAACGUGGUCUCCGCAGCCAAGGCGUACUUCGAAAAGCAAAGAGACAGACACAUUACUCCCCUCCCGAUCAAGCUGGCCAGCCCCGUUCCCUCCGACAUUGCUAUCUCGCGUGCCCAAUACCCUAAGCAGAUUACAAACCUCGCCUCAGAAAUUGGCAUAGAGCCCCACGAGCUCGAGCCCUACGGCCACACCAAGGCUAAGGUCAGCCUCAGUGUGCUCGAUCGUCUGUCCCACCGUCGCAAUGGUAGAUACAUCCUGGUCUGUGGUAUUACACCUACCCCUCUCGGUGAGGGCAAGUCCACAACUACGCUUGGUCUCUCGCAGGCUCUUGGUGCACACCUCGGCCGCAUUGUCUUCGCUAAUGUGCGCCAGCCUAGCCAAGGCCCUACGUUUGGUAUCAAGGGUGGAGCUGCUGGUGGAGGAUACAGUCAGGUUAUUCCCAUGGAUGAAUUCAACAUGCACUUGACUGGCGAUAUCCAUGCCAUCACCGCCGCUAACAACCUUCUCGCUGCCGCCAUUGAGACUCGCAUGUUCCACGAAUCUACUCAGAAGGAUGCUGCUCUCUACAAGCGUCUCGUCCCCGCCAAGAAGGGCGAGCGCAAAUUCCAGCCCAUUAUGUUCCGCAGACUGAAGAAGCUGGGUAUCACUAAGACCAACCCCGACGACCUUACCGAAGACGAGAUUCACCGGUUUGCCCGACUUGACAUUGACCCCGAGACUAUCACUUGGCGCCGUGUUCUGGAUGUCAACGACCGUCACCUCCGGGGCAUCACCGUGGGACAGGCUCCCACGGAGCGUGGCCACACUCGUGAGACGGGCUUCGAUAUACUCGGUUGCCAGUGAAUGUAUGGCUAUCCUGGCCCUGAGCAACAGCCUGGAAGAUAUGCGUGAGCGUCUUGGACGUAUGGUUGUUGCUACGUCGAAGAACGGCGACCCUAUCACCUGUGACGAUAUUGGUGCGGGCGGAGCUCUUGCCGCCUUGAUGAAGGAUGCCAUCAAGCCCAACCUGAUGCAGAGCUUGGAGGGUACGCCUGUCCUGGUUCACGCCGGCCCCUUUGCCAACAUCAGUAUUGGCGCAAGCUCGGUGAUUGCCGACAAAUUGGCUCUGAAGCUCGCGGGUACGGAGCCCGAUGAGGAUCACGAAUCCAAGACCGGCUUCGUGGUGACGGAAGCUGGCUUCGACUUCACCAUGGGCGGUGAGCGGUUCUUCAACAUCAAGUGCCGGUCUUCCGGACUCUCCCCGGACACUGUGGUCAUUGUGGCUACUGUGCGCGCCUUGAAGGUGCACGGUGGUGGCCCUGAGAUUAGCCCCGGUGCUCCUCUGCCGGAAGUCUACCGCACGGAGAACAUCGAUAUCCUGCGCAAGGGCUGUGUUAACCUGAAGAAGCACAUCGAGAAUGCUCGGCAGUAUGGAAUUCCCGUGGUGGUUGCGAUCAACCGCUUCGAGACGGACACGGAGGCCGAAAUCGCAGUCAUCCGCGAGGAGGCCAUUGCGGCCGGCGCANAGGACGCGGUCCCCGCCAACCACUGGGCUGAGGGCGGAGCCGGUGCGGUGGACCUGGCCAGGAGCGUGCUGGCAGCUAGCUCCAAGCCUAAGGAGUUCAAGCUCCUGUACGACCUGAACGGCAGCAUCCAGGAGCGUAUCGAGCGGAUCGGCACCGCCAUGUACGGAGCGGAGAAGGUUGAGUUCAGCGAAUUGGCCCAGAAGAAGGUCGACACCUACACUGCGCAGGGCUUCAACAACCUGCCCAUCUGCAUUGCCAAGACGCAAUACUCGCUCAGUCACGACCCGGCACUCAAGGGCGCCCCCACUGGCUUCACGGUUCCCAUCCGGGACGUUCGGCUAGCAGUGGGUGGUGGAUAUCUGUACGCACUGGCUGCGGACAUCCANACCAUCCCCGGAUUGCCGACGGCGCCUGGAUACUUGAAUGUGGAUAUUGACCCUUAG
Aspergillus niger is the source of this 2794-nucleotide messenger RNA. RefSeq lists its product as uncharacterized. The record is from RefSeq and is a predicted model, not a curated record. Gene Ontology annotation, molecular function: ATP binding; formate-tetrahydrofolate ligase activity; methylenetetrahydrofolate dehydrogenase (NADP+) activity. NCBI's taxonomy places the organism in Eukaryota, Fungi, Ascomycota, Eurotiomycetes, Eurotiales, Aspergillaceae. The annotation marks the transcript as partial. Gene Ontology annotation, cellular component: cytosol. Gene Ontology annotation, biological process: tetrahydrofolate interconversion. The transcript is spliced from 5 exons.